Molecule: messenger RNA, 1780 nt
Organism: Rubroshorea leprosula
Lineage: Eukaryota; Viridiplantae; Streptophyta; Magnoliopsida; Malvales; Dipterocarpaceae
Source: the annotation of a GenBank genome assembly
CGCAACCCUCUUGGUUAUGGUUGUAAGUGUAAAGUGCAUCACAAAGUGAAUGAUACUGACAACAAUUUAGGGGCUGGUGAUAAGUUUCCAUUUGUUGGUUUUGAAUCUUACACGGAUCCUGACUUGUAUGCAACAGAAAAGGAACUUUAUCUUGCUUCUCUAUGUGAAGUGAAUGAAUCCACGAAACCAUGGCAAUUUUGGAUGAUCAUGUUAAAAAAUGGUAACUUUGACAAAAACACAACACUUUGCCCAGAGAAUGGAAGGAAAGUAAGUAAAAUAAUUACAGGCAGAAAUUUUCCAUGCUUUGGUGAAGGGUGUAUGAACCAGCCACUUGUUUAUCAUAAUUACUCGAGACUGGUUUCUUCUGGGGAGGAAAACGAUUCUUUAAUUGGAGAAUUCUAUGGAACAUAUGACCUUGAUGCUAACUUGAGCAAAGGUGUGGGGAACAACUCAUUCUUUUCAGUCUCAUGGCACAAGAAUAUAAGCACCGGAAGUUGGAUUUUCUCCCACAGGCUGACAACUUCAGCCAAGUAUCCUUGGCUUAUGUUGUAUCUGCGUGCAGAUGCAACAGAAGGAUUUAAUGGUGGUUAUCACUAUAAUGGACGUGGCAUCAUGCAUAAGUUACCAGAGUCCCCAAAUUUCUGGGUGAAACUGACACUUGAUAUCAAACAUGGAGGAGGAUCCAACAGUCAAUUUUAUCUGGUUGAUAUUGGAAGCUGUUGGAAGAACAAUGGAGAACCAUGCGAUGGUGAUGUUCUAACAGAUGUAACUAGAUAUAGUGAGAUGAUAAUUAAUCCAGCAACCACAAGCUGGUGCCGCCCAGAUAAUCUGGUUUCUUGCCCACCUUACCAUAUCAGUCCUACUGGAGAGAUAAUCUAUAGAAAUGACACAAAACAUUUUCCAUAUUCUGCUUAUCAUCUCUAUUGUAGCCCAGGAAAUGCUAAAUAUUUUGAGAAGCCAUAUGAUAUUUGUGACCCCUAUAGCAAUCCACAAGCGCAAGAGUUAGUUCAAAUUCUUCCACAUCCUGAAUGGGCUAUACAUGGCUAUCCUGAAAAGAAAGGAGAUGGAUGGAUUGGGGAUUCUAGAACUUGGGAGCUUGAUGUGGGUGCCCUCUCAAGUCGGUUAUACUUCUACCAGGAUCCAGGAACAAAGCCAGCACGGCGAAUAUGGUCUUCAAUCAAUGUUGGUACUGAGAUAUAUGUCAGUCAAGCUGGAGAGACUGCAGAAUGGACUGUUAGUGACUUUGAUGUGCUUGUUUCUGGAGAAGCUACUCCUAAAGGUAAAGGCUCAUACUAAUUCUCCAGCAUUGCUUGCACUCAUAUGGGGGCAAACCAAGAGAUAAAAUACAGUUUAACCCAGCAAUUAGCUAAAAAAAAAAAAAUAGUGUAAUUAGUAGUUAAUGUUUGAAUGUAAUAAAAAAGAGUUUGCGAAGAAAGAAAAAUGCAGUUACCUGCUGUAGAAAUUAUGCUUUUUAUCCUUGAACAUCUUUGUUGUAUAUAUGAUUGAAGCAUAUUAAUUAAGAAAAAAAUAUUGCAAUUCCAAUAUACUCUUGCAGAAUUCAGGUAAGGACCCUUUCUGGGAAUAAUUGACCUAAGUUGAUAUUUUUCUUUUGAAUUUCUUGGACUUGUUUUCUUUGGUUUUUAUUUUUAUAUUACCUUGCUUUUCAUGGUUACACAGCAGGGGAUAACUUUUCUCUCAUCAGUUUAGUGCUCUUCACCCAUAUGCUGUGUGACUGGAACCAGAUCUCAUUUACAUAAGGAAAUUAACGAUAUGCUACUGU